This is a messenger RNA of Spodoptera frugiperda (fall armyworm), 1052 nucleotides long. RefSeq names its product transmembrane protein 230. Gene Ontology annotation, cellular component: endomembrane system. NCBI's taxonomy places the organism in Eukaryota, Metazoa, Arthropoda, Insecta, Lepidoptera, Noctuidae. The record is from RefSeq and is a predicted model, not a curated record. The transcript has 3 exons. Bases 306 to 695 code for a protein of 129 amino acids.
GCUGUCACAGCCGGCGAGGGUGCGCGCGCCUGCACCACCGCGCAUGCGUGCUCGUACGCCGCAAGCGAUUAAACUAAAUACACCAACACGCAGCGCCACUACAUGUGCUAUACUGGCGCGCUGCCGCCUUACCUACAUACCGAGAUGUCGGAAAGUUCCAUUGGAGGCGGAGAUUGAGUAGCGGCGACCGUAAGACAAUGGAUGGAUCAUUGUUCCUUGCUUAACUACUUGUUACUACUUAUUUAUUGAGCUUUUUACACAAAAUUAUUGCAUCAACCUAGUUAGGAAAAAAGACCUCAAAAUAAAUGACACUUUUCCUGCAACAAAUUAAAGAGCAACUGAAGACCUUGAAGAUGUCCAGAUUCCGAUUUGGACGGCAACAUGAUGGGUAUCGCCUAGUGUCCAAUGACGACAGCGGCUUCUCCGAUGCACAAUUCGAGGUUCCACCACCCAAAAUACCAUGGAAAGCAAUAUCUUUAGCAGCAUUCCUGUUUGUUGUGGGCACAGCUCUGCUUAUUGCGGGCAGUUUAAUUGUAACUGGGCACAUAGACACUAAGUAUUCUGACCGACUGUGGCCUAUGAUAGUUUUAGGCUGUAUCAUGUUUCUGCCAGGAGCAUACCACAUAAGGAUAGCAUAUUAUGCAUAUAAGGAGUAUCCCGGUUACAGUUUUGCUGACAUUCCAGAGUUUGAAUAGUUUUAAUAUGAAAUAUAUAGGUUUACAUUAUGUGUUUUUGUUCAUUAGAUCUGUUUAUAGGUUGUUUUCCAUGUAGUUGUAUGUUUCUGUUAUAUUUUAUGCAUAAUUAACCACAUAAUAUGUAGAUUAAUUUAUUGAAUGUUGAUUACAAUGUCCAUAGCACAUAUAUGUACUAUAAUAUAUUAGCUGAUUUUUAGUAAAACUUUAAUGUUAACAUGUUAUGGUGUACUUAUUAUUAGUCUAUGUAUGUAUGUCUAUUUAAAUGUGAUUUUAAUUAUAAUGUUAGGUUGUAAGUAGCUUUGCUAAAAAACUAUCCAUUUGUGUUGUAACAAUAUAAAUACAAAACAUUGCAAUUAA